This is a messenger RNA of Teleopsis dalmanni, 1495 nucleotides long. RefSeq lists its product as uncharacterized. Bases 451 to 1488 code for a protein of 345 amino acids. The record is from RefSeq and is a predicted model, not a curated record. The transcript is spliced from 4 exons. NCBI's taxonomy places the organism in Eukaryota, Metazoa, Arthropoda, Insecta, Diptera, Diopsidae.
UAUAUUCCAAAACUAAACAGAUUUAUAUUUUAAUAGUAAAUAAAAUGGUUUUAAAUAGAACAGAAAUUGUACUGUAUGAAGAGAUUUGGCAUAAAGACCUCGCAAAACGGAAAAUAUGGAAAGAUAUACCUUAUCUCGAAAGAUUUCUACAUCAGUGGAGAGCUUAUAAAAGAUCACGAGCUAUACGUAGUUUUCUUAAAAGACACAAAUUAGCUAUUCCAAUAACAAUUGCUGCAGUAGUCUUAGGUUCCUUUAUUUGUUUCAUGAAUUUCAGUGCAGGUUACAUGGCGGAGAGGUAGUAUAUAUGUAUAGAAUUUUUUCUGCCUUUUUUGAAAGACCGAGGACUUGUUGUUGUUGUUAAAAUAUAUCUCUAGAACAUUUCGUUAAAAUAAAAAAGAAAUAAUGAUGCAAACAAAGAUGAAUCGAACUGGAUACUUAUAAAAUAGAAAAAUGGGCAACCGACCAUCUUGUACUCGCAAGCAAAAUAAUACUAAUACCGAGAAAAAUCUUGAUUCAAGUGUAAAUAAAUCACCUUCAAAUACAAAACACAAUUCCGAAACUGAAAAGGAACUAUCUAAAACUCAGCCCGUACCAAAAAGUAGUAAAAGUCAAGAGUUAAAUAAAACAGAUUCAAAAAGUAGUAAUUCUUCUAAAAUAAAACCCAAAACAUCCAAAACUACAACUAGUCAACACAAACCACAACAACAGAAGAAAAAACCUACAACUGAAACAGAUUAUGAUGAUGAAGAGUUUUCCUUAUCAAAAUUACGUGCAAGAAAUCAGGCCGCUGCUCAAAAUAAUCCGCCUGCACAUCCUACGCAUUUAAAACCGGGAAUAUCAUAUGCGGAUGCCGCGAGAUCUGCUAAUGAAAUUAAAAUUUGUUCACUCAAUCCGCAACAGCCUUCAGGAUCUGCGCAUACACAAGAAACGGAUUAUGAGAAUGAAGAGUUUUCUUUAGCAAGAUUAUAUGCAAAUAAAAAUACUAAACCGCCCUCAAAUCAAAAAAUAAAUGAAACAAAACAAACUACUCAACAAAAAAAAUUAAAUCCUGAGCCUUCUAAAGUAACACCUGGAAUAUCGUAUGCUGAUGCAUUACGCACGUCUGACAUAAACCAACUAAAACAAGAGAAAGCCCAAUUGAAAUCCGUUUCGAGCUUCUGCUUGCUAUGUCAAAAGCAAAAACCACCUCUUGUUAAGGAUCACUUGGAUGCAAGAAUCAAACAACUCAUUGGCAAUCAUCCAGCUAAGACGGUGACACUGACUCUUACUCUACAAACUAAUGGCAUAUUCCACAUUAACAUCUCACUAUCAGAAGCUGGAAAUUACAUUGGAUGUUUGUUGGCUACUGAAAAUGCAAUUUCCACAUUGUCGAGGACAUCUGAUUUUAAAGAGUAUUUCAAGAUUUUCAUAGCAAACGAUGAGAAUACAGUCAAAAAGAAAGAACAUCUGGUUCAUCCUGCAAUUACUCUUACAAGACAUAAAGAAUAACUAGUCC